Molecule: messenger RNA, 1986 nt
Organism: Glycine soja
Lineage: Eukaryota; Viridiplantae; Streptophyta; Magnoliopsida; Fabales; Fabaceae
Product: protein NRT1/ PTR FAMILY 5.6-like
Exons: 4
Coding region: 121-1875 (584 amino acids)
Biological process (GO): transmembrane transport
Cellular component (GO): membrane
Molecular function (GO): transmembrane transporter activity
Source: RefSeq, a predicted model, not a curated record
UUUAAGUGUACCAAGUGUACCAACCAAAGGCAUAGACAAGCUAUUAACCUUUUUCCUAUGUCUAUAUAACGUUCCAUCCCAAGCGAGGACCCUUUUACUUUGCACUUUCCAUUUGUAAAGAUGGAGCAAGAAAUGGAGAAGAGAAAUGAAGGCAGAAUUGAAGAAAGUGAAGAGAAAUGGGUGCAUGAUGCAUCUGUGGAUUAUAAAGGCAGAGUUCCCCUCCGUGCUUCCACUGGUGUAUGGAAAGCCUCCCUCUUUGUCCUCACAAUUGAAUUUAGUGAAAGGGUAAGCUACUUUAGUAUAGCCAGUAAUCUUAUCUCGUACCUGACUAAAGUGAUGCAUGAAGACCUCAGUACAGCAAGCAAGAAUGUGAACUACUGGUCAGGAACAACAACCCUUAUGCCUCUGGUUGGGGGAUUUGUUGCUGAUGCUUACACUGGUCGAUUUUAUAUGGUCCUGUUUUCUUCCUUUGUAUACCUUAUGGGAUUAAGCCUGUUGAUCAUGUCUCAAUUCAUCCCAAGUCUAAAGCCUUGCAACACUAAGAUAUGCCAAGAGCCUAGGAAGGUUCAUGAAGUGGUUUUCUUCCUUGCCCUUUACUGCAUCUCCUUUGGUACUGGAGGAUACAAACCAUGCUUGGAAAGCUUUGGAGCUGAUCAAUUUGAUGAUGACCACUUGGAAGAAAGGAAGAAGAAGAUGUCUUUCUUUAACUGGUGGAACUUUGCACUGUGCUUUGCAUUGCUGCUUGGUGCAACGGUGAUUGUUUAUGUUCAAGAUUUUGUCAGCUGGGGAGUUGCUACUCUUAUCCUCGCUAUUCUUAUGGCUCUCACUGUCGUAGCUUUCUGUGUGGGAAAACCUUUUUACAGGUACAGGAGGGCAGAAGGAAACCCUUUAACACCGAUUUUUCAGGUCUUAAUUGCAGCAAUAAGGAAAAGGAAUCUUUCUUGUCCUUCAAAUCCUUCAUUAUUACAUGAGGUCCCUGAGUUAGAGAGGACCCAAGGAAGGCUUCUGAGCCACACUAACAGGCUCAGGUUUCUUGACAAGGCUGCAAUAAUUGAAGAAAAACGUGUUGAGCAGAAGUACAAUCCAUGGAGAUUAGCAACAGUGAGUAGAGUGGAGGAAACAAAACUUGUUCUAAAUAUAAUUCCCAUAUGGCUAACUUCAUUAACAAUUGGAGUAUGUGUGGGACAAGGCCAGACACUCUUUGUUAAACAAGCAGCCGCUACCAACUUAGAGAUAAGCGACAGUUUCAAAAUCCCACCAGCUUCCAUGGCCUCUGUUGCAGCAGUUGGUACCUUAAUAGCUGUCCCAAUAUAUGAUAGGAUUGUUGUUCCAAUUCUGAGGAAAGUCACGGGUAAUGAAAGAGGCAUCAACAUCCUUAGGAGGAUUGGCAUUGGCAUGACAUUAUCAGUCAUACUCAUGGUUGUUGCUGCCUUAGUAGAAAAAAAGAGAUUAAGAUUAAUGGUUGGACAUGAGACUAUGAGUGUGUUGUGGUUGAUACCCCAAUACUUGAUUCUAGGCGUUGGAGAUUCGUUUUCUCUAGUUGGCUUGCAAGAGUAUUUCUAUGACGAAGUUCCUGACUCAAUGAGAAGCAUAGGAAUGGCCUUGUAUCUUAGUGUACUUGGAGUAGGAUUUUUCUUAAGUAGCUUUUUAAUCAUCAUUGUGGAACAUGUCACGGGGAAAACUGGCAAAAGUUGGAUUGGAAAGGACAUAAAUUCAAGCCGUUUGGAUAAGUUUUAUUGGAUGCUAGCUGUCAUAAAUGCUUUUGUUCUGUGUGUCUUUCUCUUGGUGUCCAAAAGGUACACCUAUAAGACUGUACAGAGAAGAGCUAUGGAAACUGAUUCUUGUAAGAGUGAUGGGGUUGAGAUGGUGGCUUGAUGAGAGCUUCUCAGCUGUACCUCUCACUGCUAUAUUUUCAGCUGAAUCAAAUGUUUAAUGUAUUGUUUCCAUAUAUUUACUGGAAUUUAAAUUGUAAGUUAUUGUUGCAUA